AUGGAGGUAUACGUGGACGAUAUGCUGGUAAAAAGUUUAACUCCGGAGGAUCACGUAACCAACUUAUCAAUCGUCUUCACCAUCAUAUUGCGCAAUGGUAUGCGGCUUAACCCACAGAAGUGCAUCUUCGGGGUCGAGGUAGGAAAGUUUCUCCGGUACAUCAUUAGCCACAGGGGAAUUGAGGCCAAUCCGGAGAAGGUGCAGGCUAUAUUAGACAUGGUAUCCCCAACCUACCGGAACGAGGUCCAAUCUCUUACAGCCUGGACAGCUGAGCACGAGGCUGCUUUUCUUGGCUUGAAGGCAUACUUGUCAGAGGUACCUCUACUCUACAAACCUGUUCCAGGAGAAAUGCUCUACAUAUAUCUGGCGGCAUCUUCAACAGCUGUGAGCUCAGUUCUGAUUAGGAAGGACUCCGAUUGCGAGUACCCAGUGUACUAUGCUGGAAAAGGUUACACUGGUGCAGAAUCCAGGUACCUGGACAUUGAAAAAAUGGCACUGGCCCUCCUGAAACUAGAGACAUCGGGCAGGUUAAUUAAAUGGGCCAUCAAGCUGGGGGAGUUCGAUAUCAAGUACCAGCCCCGGACAGCUAUUAAGGGCCAGGCAGCGGCAGAUUUUAUUUCCGAGUCAAUUCCUUCCCAUAACCCACCCCUGGAAUCACCUGAACCACUAGCCCCAGAUCCACCUCCGCCAAGCACUUGGCGAUUAUACGUUGAUGGCGCGUCCAACAAGAAAACCAGUGGAGCUGGUAUCCUGCUAAUUAGCCCGGACGAUCAAGUCUACAAGUACGCCCUCAAUUUUGCCUUCAAGGCAUCCAACAAUGCCGCAGAGUACGAGGCACUCACAGCAGGUUUGCAGAUCGCCCGGGAACUAGGCGUGCAGCACCUUAGUAUCUUCAGUGAUUCUCAGUUAGUCGUAAACCAGGUCAGCGGUAACUUCGAGGCAAAGGAGCCCCACAUGUCCUCUUACCAGGCCUUAGCCCGGGUAUUAGUUCAGAGAUUUACCUCCUACAUUUUUACCCAAAUACCGAGGGCAGAAAACGACAAGGCAGACGCCCUUGCUAAGCUUGCAUCAACUUCUCCAAGUCCUACCUAUGGGGCCACUAAGGUCGAAAUACUCGAAAAACCUAGCACUUCUAAAACGGUGUCAGAAAUAUUUACGGUGGAUCACACUGCUUCAUGGAUGGACCCAAUUUUGAAAUACAUGGUCGACGGCCUAGCACCGGACGAUAAGGUCGAGGCCAGAAGACUACAGUUAAGGUCAGCUCGAUACACGAUCAUGAAUGGCAAAUUGUACAGAAGAGGAAGGUCACAAAAUAAUGAAGGACAUACACGCUGGUGUAUGCGGUAA
Molecule: messenger RNA, 1347 nt
Organism: Rosa chinensis
Lineage: Eukaryota; Viridiplantae; Streptophyta; Magnoliopsida; Rosales; Rosaceae
Exons: 3
Coding region: 1-1347 (448 amino acids)
Molecular function (GO): RNA-DNA hybrid ribonuclease activity; nucleic acid binding
Source: RefSeq, a predicted model, not a curated record